GGUGAAACCACGUGUCGCGGAGCCAAUCAGAGUGCGUGGGCAGGAUCCCCCGCUCAUUUAUUGCGGACGUCGUGGUCACUGACAAGCCUGACCACUGGUGCAGCUUGUUUUCCUGUGUUGUCGCCUGCAGAGGACUUCGCCGUCUACGGAGUCACUCGAGACGCUCAGAAAGGCCAUAGAACCGUUUCAUGGACUUGGCACGAGUCGAUCAUUGCGUCAAGCAUUCUGCGACUUCGAUUGAAGACUUGGGUGGCCGAAACUUGAUUCGUGGACACUUCGUCGGUCAUCUUUUACAUGUUUUACUCCGUGAGCCAUCCGCUUCGGAAUGAUGACACCCAGGCAACAAGUAUGUCCAGUGAUAGCGCAGCACUAACUACGUCAGCACGUAUUACAGCUACUUUGACGAGGAAUACUAGCGAUGAUCAGGAGCUUCAACUUCAAUUUCGUAGUUCACUUUAGUGGCUAGUCACUGUAGAGAACACUCCGGUUUUGUAUGGAUUCAAAUCCGCGGCGGUCGUCAGCUCACUUUCUGUCUUGGCGGGAACAUCCUAGCGACCAGCGAAGCAUGAGCCGACUUCCUCCCCCCGUGCCGACUGACGAAGCGCCCAGGAAGAAACGCCGCACGCUGCGCGACGCUGAGGCAGAUCUCGAGGCCUGUCGCUCGGCACUACAGGAAGCCAAGCGCAAACUCGUGCUCACGGUCGGUAGCAGCAUCGCACCAGAAAGUCAUUGGUGCUGAACUAACUAACGAAAUAUCAAUAUUGGCAAAAAAAAAAAAAAAAAUGGGUUAACAGGCUCGAGAGAACGCUAAGAUGAAGGUGUUGCUAAUGAAAUACAUAGAGAAGGAUGAUUCACUGCUGUGCUCCAGCCAGCUCAGCGUCGGUGAGUCGAGCAGCCAGCCUACGUCAAGUGUUGUGCGAGCCUCGUCACCUAAGCCGAGUUCUCCUCCGGCCGCUGAGACGGAUACGUCGGUGCUGUCACAGUCUCCACGGGAAUACACGACAGCAGAGGAAGAAAGUGAGGGAAGUCUGUGGAAUGGCGACUUCCAGCCAAGUGGCGACGGGUUCACCGAGCCAAUUAGUCAGCUGAGUCAGAUCAGUCAGCUCAGCCAAUGGAGCGAGCUCAGCUCCACCUCCAACCUGGACGCGAUCAUCAACUUCCUCGAGACGCAGGACACGUCAGAGACAAACCGUAUGGGGGCGCUACAAGCUGAAUAUGCCAAGUUAAAGGAGCAGAAAACCGUCGUUCGCGUGGGUGUGGGCGUCUUGCUCAUGUCGAAAAAGCACCCAAACUGCGUGCUCAUCGGCCAACGCAAGGGCUCCCAUGGUGAAGGCAAAUUCGCGCUUCCAGGUGGGCAUUUGGAAAUGUACGAGAGCUGGGAAGAGUGUGCGCUCCGCGAGGUCAAGGAGGAGACAGAUCUAGAUCUGAAAGAGGCCAAAUUCGCGACAGUGACGAACGACCCGAUGGAGGACGAAGGCAAACACUACAUCACGAUCCUCAUGCAGGCUGUCGUGGACGACGAGCAGACCAUCAGGAACAUGGAGCCGCACAAAUGCGAGGGCUGGAGUUGGGUGCCGUGGGCGGAUCUGCGCUCUCGUGACGACAUGUUUACGCCGCUGUUCCACGUGACCCACAGCGAGUUUACACCCACCUUCAUCACGCCCUAACAUUCACAGCACUUGAAGGCGUAAGCAUGAAACAGGAGAAUUUGUAGUUUGUCGAUGGUUUAUAAUUUACAUGGCGUUUUACUGAUGAUACUCUUUUUUUUCU
Molecule: messenger RNA, 1770 nt
Organism: Phytophthora nicotianae INRA-310
Lineage: Eukaryota; Oomycota; Peronosporomycetes; Peronosporales; Peronosporaceae
Exons: 4
Coding region: 813-1667 (284 amino acids)
Biological process (GO): dGTP catabolic process
Cellular component (GO): cytosol
Molecular function (GO): 8-oxo-7,8-dihydrodeoxyguanosine triphosphate pyrophosphatase activity
Source: RefSeq, a predicted model, not a curated record